Molecule: messenger RNA, 279 nt
Organism: Prunus armeniaca (apricot)
Lineage: Eukaryota; Viridiplantae; Streptophyta; Magnoliopsida; Rosales; Rosaceae
Source: the annotation of a GenBank genome assembly
AUGUUAGUCAAACCUGGAUUUGCAGUGCCAGCCAAAAUAAGGGAAAGUACAAGGUUUUACCCUUACUUUAAGGACUGCAUUGGAGCGAUCGAUGGCACACAUAUUUCAGCAAUGAAUGAAUCUUCUUCAUCUUCGUCAUUACCGGUUAAUGAAGGGGAUCCUGAACUAGUUUUCCAAACACAAGAACAACAACGAGCACAUGCUAAUGAAUGGAGAGUUGGUAUAGCUUUGAAUAUGUGGAGAGAUAUUGGCCACAAUGACAACAAUGAUAACGAAUGA